Pristis pectinata (smalltooth sawfish) is the source of this 3266-nucleotide messenger RNA. It is a transcript of the gene usp45, whose product is annotated as ubiquitin specific peptidase 45. Gene Ontology annotation, molecular function: cysteine-type deubiquitinase activity; zinc ion binding. Lineage: Eukaryota; Metazoa; Chordata; Chondrichthyes; Rhinopristiformes; Pristidae. The coding region runs from base 145 to 2484 and encodes 779 amino acids. The transcript has 17 exons. The record is from RefSeq and is a predicted model, not a curated record. Gene Ontology annotation, biological process: protein deubiquitination.
AAACACGACGACGACGCCGGUGGCGGGGUAGUGCCGGUCGAGGAAGUGGCAGGCGGCUGUGGCCCAGUGAACCCGUGCCCGGGCACCGCGGAGAGACUCAAAAGGGGGAGGAAGGGGGAUCCCAACCCCCUGGAGUGGUGACAGAUGCGGGUGAAAGAUCCAUCCUCCCAAGGUAAUGGUGAUAUGACGAAGAAGAGCAGAAGACCUAAAAAGCCUCAAGAUGAUGAUUCGUCUGAUGAAGUGUUGGGUUCUGCCUGCCAGCAUACAGGCAGAGGAGUGGAUCUGAUGCAAGUGAAGAAAGCUGUUACCCAGAACCACUGGUCAGUUUGUUUAGAAUGUGCCAGAACUUUGAAAGCAUGUGGUGAAGACUCGGAUGUUUCGUUAAAUGUUUGGAUGUGUCUGAAGUGCGGUUAUCAGGGUUGUGGUCAAAACUCACAAGAGCAACAUUCUUUGAAGCAUUUCCACACUACGCAUUUGGAUCCACAUUGUAUUGCAGUCAGUUUGGACUCAUGGACUGUUUGGUGCUAUGAAUGUGAUGAGGAAUUAAUACCCUGCAAUAAAAAGGUUCUUGCUCCCUUAAUGGACUUUCUGCAAAAGCAUGCCACAAAGACACAUUCAGGUUUAAGUUCUAAACUGAUGAAAGUUCAAGAUGAAAAUUCAGAUGGUGGUGAAACUGUGAGAGCAAAGCAUACAAUCAACAAUGCAGCUGUUCUUGUCAAAGGACUAAGCAAUUUAGGAAAUACUUGCUUCUUUAAUGCUGUUAUGCAGAACAUGGCUCAGACCCAUAUGCUUAGUGAUCUUAUGCAUGAGAUGAAGGAAAAGGGAACAAAAUUAAAGAUCUGUCCACCUACAGAAUCAAAUUUGGAUCCAUUGAUGGUGAUACUUCCUGGUCCUGGAUCUUUGACCUCAGCUAUGCAUUUAUUUCUUCAUAGUAUGAAAGAAGCAGGAAAAGGGCCACUGGUACCGAGAAUUCUUUUCAAUCAAUUAUGUCAGAGAGCACCACGUUUUAGGGGUUUCCAGCAGCAAGAUAGCCAGGAACUGCUUCACUAUUUACUGGAUGCAAUGCAGAUUGAAGAAACUAAGCGCAUACAGAGUGCCAUCUUAAAAGCCUUCAACAGCCCGACAGUCAAAACUGCCGAUGAAGAAACUAAACGAAAAGUAAAAGUGUAUGGAAGAGAAGGUGUGAAGAUGAAUUUUAUCAACCAGAUUUUUGUCGGAGAGUUGAUCAGUACCAUCAUGUGUGAAGAGUGCUUGCAUAUUUCAUCUGUUAGAGAGCCAUUUAUCGAUCUUUCACUUCCUAUUGUUGAAGAAAGGCAGAGUUAUGUGAACAAACAAAGGAUAAAAGGAAUAAAGAAGUCAACAGAUGAAGAGAGGAGUUGGCAAGCUUCUGCAGAACAAAGUAAUGGACACAAUGAGGAGGAGAGUAAACGGACACUUCAUUGCUCUAAUCUAAGUCAGUCAGAAGGUAGUGAUAAAGAUGGGAAUCAGUCAGAUAGAAGCAUUCUAUCAGACCGAAGCAAUGAUGCGGACACUGAAGCAUCAGAACCUGAGAACCCUUCAAAACCAACGGAGUCCCUGAGCUGCAGCACUGAUUCCAACUUUGGUUUGACAACUGUCAACCACAAAUUGUUGAACGGUAAUUUAGUUCAAUUCAACCAUUCAGACUGCAGUUGUAAUGAUUCUAUUUCCAGUGGGGUAGCAAAACUCAACCUUGGCAGUACCAAAAAGGAAAAUCUAAUCAUUGAUUCUGUUUAUGGGGAACAAGCCGACAGUGUUUCGUUCGGCAUUCAAGACACAAAAGAAAAAUCUAUUGUCUCAAAAAACACAGUUACAGCUUUUCAAACGCUGUCCCGGAGCUACAGAGCCAGACCUAAGGAAUGUUCUCUUCAGUCCUGUCUUGCCCAGUUCACAUCCAUAGAUCUUCUAAUGGGUAACAACAAACUGUUGUGUGAAAAAUGUACAGAGAGAAAACAAAAACAGCACAAGAAGGCACAGUCAGCAGAAAAGAAAUCGGAACAUAUAUAUACAAAUGCUCGGAAGCAAAUGUUGAUCUCGGCUGUCCCACCUAUAUUAAAUCUUCACCUUAAAAGGUUCCACCAGGCAGGUUUGAGUUUGCGGAAAGUGAAUAAACAUGUGGAUUUCCCUUUAGUACUGGAUCUGGCACCAUUCUGUUCUUCCAACUGCAAGAAUGUUGGAGAUGAAAGCAAAGUGCUGUAUGGACUUUAUGGAAUCGUUGAACACUGUGGCUCCAUGCGUGGAGGCCAUUAUGCAGCCUAUGUGCUAGUCAGAACAGCCAACAAAAAACUGUCUGAACAUACCUCAGCAAACAAAAAUAUUUCAGGUUUCAGAGAUGUUGGAGCACCACCAGGCCAAUGGGUUUAUGUCAGUGACACCCAUGUACAAACAGUUCCUGAAGCUAGAGUACUUAAUGCUCAGGCCUACUUGUUGUUCUAUGAACAACUUUCAAAAAAACAUGGGCUGUAACAUUUUCUAAUUUAUGCCUACUCAUGUUGGUUUUACAAACUUUUCAUGCUAUCUUAAAUUAAUCAGAUAAAGUUCAGAGGACAUCAUGAUAAAAUUUGCUGCAACCAGCAGAAAUAUAAAUGCACUUUGAUUAUGAAUGUAAGUAAAAGCAGUGAGAGGUUUUGCUGACAAAAUUAUGCCUUUUGAAGCCUGUUGUUUCCCUUCACCACCACCACCACCACCCUUCCCUGCCACAGAAUUUAUUCAGACUGAUAGAAAUGCACGUGUUUUCAUUAUGGUCAUUUACAUUCAAUAUAUAUUUUUCAACUUCAGAAUAAUCCUACAUUGACUGUAUUUAUAAAGACAAUGACUAUUUACAUUCAAGAAGAGGAAGAUUAGUCUCUGGUCUUAGAGAUUGUUAUAACUUCCUAUUUUGUGAAUGAUUUUCAUAUAAAGGACAGAAAUAAGAUAAAAGAAUAUUGAACAAGUUAAUAUCUGAUAGAUUUAUAUUUUUUAAAAAGAAUGAAAUUUAGUUCUUUGGAAGCUCAUCUCACUUCAUGCAUUGUUACACAUUAUAAAAUUAUUGUGUCACAAAUUCUGGAUUGUAAUACAUGAAAUGCUAUUUGUGUGUUAAUUCACUCAAAAUGUACCAGAAGGGUGCACUGAGAGUCUCUUUCUCAACUUGACAUAGUUUCAUAAUACCAUUUAAUUUAUGUAUUUUGUGUUCCAAGUCUUUAUUGAUGCCCACUAUCACAAACAUGUUGUUUGCUCAAGGAUAUCUUAAUAAAUAAUUAUUGCCCAAC